AUGUCCGAGAUGGAUGCUGAAGUCGCCGACGACAUCCUGGCCAGGGUCGCCCAGGAUGGCUCUAUGGACUAUUCGUGCUGGCCCAAGUUGUUGCCCAUCGUAGUCGCGCGCAUUGAGAAGGCAAGUAUACUUUCAUUGUCCCCAAUCGCCCACACUGAAUUCCCCAUCCCCGACAUUCCUUCUCCGCAACCGCCCGCCAGACCUUCGUCCCCGCGCUUCCUCGCCCCGCUUCCCUCUUCGUCCGACCCGAUCGAUACGCCGCUCAGUUCGCAAGAGACCAACAAGGAGAACGAUGCCCCAACGUCAGCACCACGCCUAGCUGCCGGCGACAAUGUUGCUUCCUCGCCGCCCAAAGCGCCCUCGCCCGUCCCCAAUGCGACAACCGAGCCGUCUCAGGCACAACAGCCAGUCCUUCCUGUCCCCGUGGCCGAAAUGCUGAACGGAGUGACAUCUCACCUGACGGCCAACUUCCCCGAUUACCCGCCCCAUACGAUUCAGCGUCUCGCCGAGCUGGUCCUCAAGCCGCGCCCUCAGUACAGGAGCGUGGUAGGCUACCUGAAUGCGCUCGACCGCGUUGUCCACGUUACCAGCGGAGCAAACCUAUACCCAUUACCGCCCGCGAUCCCAGACCUGAGCGGUAUGGGCGGCAUGUCCAACGGAGGUCCUGCUUCGGAUAACGGGACUCCCAGCCUUUCCGCGGCGAACAAGAUCGGAUCCGACGAGGCUCUAGGCGGCGCGCUGCUCACCCCCAUCCCGUGGUUGACUCGAAGGGCAAACGGCGACGGCGGUGAUGACGACGGAAGCAUUAGUGACGCAGGCAGUUCGUCACCGUUAUCAGCCAGCGGGGCGUCCGACCCCAACACCCACCAAGAACAGCAGCAGCGAGCUCUCGCGCAACAGCACAGCCACAUCACCUUCGCCCAGAGCUCCGUCAGUCCGCAGGUUCGUAAGGAGAGCACCGAGAUGAUUGAGGGCCCCAACGGCAUGGGAAGCAUAGAGACGGUCUCGAUCUCGUUCAACGGGAUCCCUUCUACCGGAGCGGGCAGCGGCCUGCUGGGUCUCUCGCAGCAACCACAGCGAGGCGUCACGCAAGGAGAACUGCUCAGGCAGGAACAGCGCGCGGGCGUUGUUCCUGUUAGCCAGGUUGCUGGAGGGAACAACAACAACACUGCCCAGGGCUACACGGCUGCUCAGACUACCCCCCUCAGCGCUGCCGCCCAUGGCGAGGGUUCUUCAGCUACUGCUACUACAGGUCCACCGGACGAAGACAUUGUGAUGGGUGAGAACUCGGAUCAUGAGGAGGAGCAGGAGGAGGAGGAGGUCCCCCACGCUCGCGGUCCGCAGGAGAUUGGACCAGAGGAUACCGGGCCCCAGAGCGCAAGGAGCAGCAUUGCCAUGUCACAUACGGGCGAGGUGGACAUGAGUGCGCUUGACGUCGAGGCUGCGGUGGGCAGGAGGUUACAGUCACCACCAGCAGCUAGCAGCAGCAGCAGUGCGCAAGCAGAUGUUACGACGACAGCCGCCUCCCAGAGCGGCGGCGGCGAUGCGGAGAACUUAGUUCCCCAAAGCCCUAAGCGGGAGGCGGAGGACGAUGAGUCGGAGCUCGGCAGUACGCAGAAGAGACAGCGAACAGAGGAUAAGGCUGACACGAUCACAACGGAGGAGGCUAGCAGCUCGACGACAGAAGUCACAAAACCCGAGAGUUCGGAAGUGGCAAAAGAUGAGGAGGUGCCGGUGCAGAAGGAUGCGAGUGAGGAUGAGGACAUGGUGCUGGUGGACCGACCAGCUCCUGGUUCCUCAGAGACAGCAUCAGCAGCAGCAGGAGAGGAGAAGCAAAGGGAAGGAGGGGAGCCGUCAAAUCAACCAGAAGCCGGAGCUGGAGAAGAGCAACCAAAGUCUUCCUAG
Neurospora tetraspora is the source of this 1905-nucleotide messenger RNA. RefSeq lists its product as uncharacterized. The record is from RefSeq and is a predicted model, not a curated record. Gene Ontology annotation, molecular function: protein phosphatase regulator activity. The transcript has 3 exons. Lineage: Eukaryota; Fungi; Ascomycota; Sordariomycetes; Sordariales; Sordariaceae. Gene Ontology annotation, cellular component: protein phosphatase 4 complex; cytoplasm; nucleus. Bases 1 to 1905 code for a protein of 634 amino acids.